CCGGGGGCGGUGGGCGGGGCUUUGGGGGCGGUGGGCGUGGUUUCCCGGGGAGUGGGCGGGGCUUUGUGUGCCGGCCGGGCCGGGCCAUGGCGCUGCUCCUGGAGCACGAGUUCCGGCCGCUGCCCCCCGACGGGCGGGUGGAGACGCUGCCCUUCCUCGAGGCCGUGGCGCACCUGCCGCCCUUCUUCGACUGCCUCGGGACGCCCAUCGUGUACUCGCCCGUCAAGGCUGACCUGGCUGGAAACAUCAAGAAGAUCCGGGCGGUUUACGACUCCGACCCCGCCAAGUUCCAGACGCUGCAGGACAUCCUACAGGUGGAGAAGGAGCUGCACGGCUCGGCCUGGCCCAAGACGGGCGCCACGCUGGCGCUGAUGUGGUUGAAGAGGGGCCUGAAGUUCAUGCUGGUGCUGCUGCAGAGCAUCUCCGACGGCGAGCGGGACGAGGAGCACCCCAACCUCAUCCGGGUGAACGCCCUGAAGGCUUACGAGGUCUCGCUGAAGAAAUACCACGGCUGGAUGCUGCAGAAGCUCUUCAUGGGCUCGGUCUACGCGCUGCCGUACAAGUCGGAUCUGCUGAAGGCUUUAGAGAAGGGCAAAGACGUCAAGGAGGAGGAGAGCAUCGAGAAGAUCCAUCAGUUCGUCUCCAGGGUCAGCCCCAUCCUGGAUGCCAUCUACGAGAUGUACGCGGCGAUGAACGCCGAGCUCAGCUACAAAGCCUGACGCUGGCACGGGCCGGGGGCUGCUCCCGGCUGCCGGCCGCCUCUGAUUCUGCUAGCCUGGUUUCUAAACAAAUUAAUUCAUUUUCUAUCGAGAAUCUGGCAAUAAACCAGGGGUACCCUGGCUCGGCUCAGGAUUUCCCCAGCUUUUGUACUAAAGAAGCCAAACGAGCACGAGGUCCUCGUGCAGGGCGAGCGAGAGGAAUGACGCGCGGCCGGCGGCAGCGUCCCAAUGAUGCGAUUUUGGCUCUGCCCUCGCUCUCCGUGCGCCUCUGCCUCCUGGUCUGCACCUCUGCCUCCUCGCCUGGGCUGCUCUUGGACCUCGCAGCACCCAGGGCACAGCACCCAGGGCACAGCACCCCGUAUGUAUGAUGCUGGCAGUGCCCAUUGCGGAGGAGCCGGUGCCAUCCCUGGGUGCCCCCCAGCCCCAUGGGCAGUGGCACGAGAGCGAGACCCCCACCGGGGGCUGCAGCCCCCUCCAGGCGGUGUUUUUCGGAGCGCCGGGUGCCUUGGCAUGGUGAUGCCCGUCGGCAGCAGAACUCAAUAAAUCUCCUAAAUCUUCGCUAA
This is a messenger RNA of Anas platyrhynchos (mallard), 1282 nucleotides long. RefSeq names its product glycolipid transfer protein (gene GLTP). The record is from RefSeq and is a predicted model, not a curated record. Gene Ontology annotation, cellular component: cytosol; cytoplasm; membrane. Gene Ontology annotation, molecular function: ceramide 1-phosphate binding; ceramide 1-phosphate transfer activity. Lineage: Eukaryota; Metazoa; Chordata; Aves; Anseriformes; Anatidae. Gene Ontology annotation, biological process: ceramide transport; intermembrane lipid transfer.